Messenger RNA from Merops nubicus (carmine bee-eater), 160 nucleotides. Its product is annotated as DNA-directed RNA polymerases I and III subunit RPAC2-like. Gene Ontology annotation, cellular component: RNA polymerase I complex; RNA polymerase III complex. The annotation marks the transcript as partial. Gene Ontology annotation, biological process: DNA-templated transcription. Gene Ontology annotation, molecular function: DNA-directed RNA polymerase activity; protein dimerization activity. The record is from RefSeq and is a predicted model, not a curated record. Lineage: Eukaryota; Metazoa; Chordata; Aves; Coraciiformes; Meropidae. The transcript has 2 exons.
CCCUGACGUGGAGUUCUGUGGCUACUGCAUCACCCACCCCUCCGAGAGCAAGAUCAACUUCAGGAUCCAGACCAGAGGGCCCCUGCCUGCCGUGGAGCCCUUCAGGAAGGGGCUGAGUGACCUGAUGGGUGUUUGCCAGCACGUGCUCAACACCUUUGAG